Molecule: messenger RNA, 3477 nt
Organism: Nicrophorus vespilloides
Lineage: Eukaryota; Metazoa; Arthropoda; Insecta; Coleoptera; Silphidae
Gene: Nup133
Product: nuclear pore complex protein Nup133
Exons: 9
Coding region: 76-3477 (1133 amino acids)
Biological process (GO): protein import into nucleus; poly(A)+ mRNA export from nucleus; transcription-dependent tethering of RNA polymerase II gene DNA at nuclear periphery
Cellular component (GO): nuclear pore outer ring
Molecular function (GO): protein binding; structural constituent of nuclear pore
Source: RefSeq, a predicted model, not a curated record
UUUUGAAUUUUUAACCUUAAAACAGUUGGUUGUGUUUAUGUGAUUUCGUUGAAGUGCAGCAAUUAAUAAAUAUCAAUGGAUAGGAGUUUCAACAGUUCGGUUCUGGGUAAUCGGAGCCCGUUUUCGCCGCGCUCUCGCCAAACCCCGGCGAAGCGUUCUGCAGCCACACCGUUUCGAAAAUCCAGCCGGUUCAGUUUGUCUGGCCGAUCCACGCAAUCAGUACAGGUUGUCCUCAAAUCCCAAUCGAAUUGUGUCGAGAGAUUUGGACAACCAUUGCCAGUAUUGGUCACAGAGGCUUUGACUUUUGCUGACCGUAACACAGUUGUGUCCGCUAAGAUCUCUGCAGAUUGUGGCUAUGCCUGGUUGGUGUGCGGACGUCGUCUGCUCAUAUGGCAUUACAGACAGAACCAAAUGUUGCAAGGCACCCCGAGGCGAGGCGCUCUCACCAACCAAUGCUACGAACUGCAGUUGCCGCAAAGUGAUUUGGUGCAUAGGGCAGAAUUGGUGUCGGUAUUUCAGAACAGUGGAAACAAUAUGCCUGCUUGCAUUGCUGUUUCACCAGAAGGUGUCAUAAGGUUUUGGCCAACUAUUGCACAGGAAAGUGUCUCGAUUGAGCAAACUGUAGAUUUGCAAGGGCAGGAAUGUGAUAGUUUAACUGGAGCUGAUGGUUUGGGAUCUAUUUUAGCAACAACAACGUGCACUGUAGUUUUGGUCCAACCGCACUACACCUCUGGGCGUUAUGUGUUAAAUUGUCAUGUACUGAAGAUGCCUUCCGGUUGGUUGGGUGGAUUAAGUAAAAAGAUGUCUUCAUUGAUCUUCGGUCCGAAUAAUACAGAACAAUCUAGUGAAACGAGAUUAGUCCGUGUUUUGAACGAACGGAACUGCAUUUACGUCCUUGCAGGACACUCGCUGCAAAAAUGGCAAGUUGGAUCUGGAGACGCCGAACAUCUCGUCUACGUAACUGAUUUGUCCCGACAAGUUAAAGAUAGUUUCGUCAGUUCGUUAUGGGAGAAUUGCGGCGGAGACAACACCGAUGUAGAUACUUGGGUCCUGGAUUUGCAGGCCGAAGGAGAAUACAUCGUGCUGCUAGCAGCGGCCGUUAAUUUGCACGUCUCUCCUCAAGUCCACUAUGCCCUCAUCGCCAUCGAUGGUUCAUUGUCGCAGCCGCCAACACACUUCGGCAACUUCCAAAUUCUGAAAAUGAACGGAUUAUACAGGGAUGAUAAUCCUGCUGAUAGUUUGGGCUAUCGCUUCCUAAUCUCGUCCGGCAUCCAGUAUGUUUACAACCACAGGUCGGUGACAGUAUUUAAGCCGCAAGAAGAACCAGACAAUUUAGAAUUCAACACACCUAUGGACUUUCUAUUGGGUGGAUCCAUUUGCGUCAAUACUCCGGUCUUCUUUAGUAGAAAUCACGGAUUAGUAGCUAUCGUCAAUAAUGAAAAUACCAACGAUAUGAGUAUGAGCGUUAUGAGUCCUAGCACUCCGGUGGACACCUCUUUUAGCGAUGGUGGUAUGGAAAACUUGACCAUCUACAAUUUCAACCCGGAGGAAAUGUAUGCGGCUUACAAAGAUACCAAUGGACAAUUCACCGCCGCCUUCAUUUUCUACAUUAAAGGGCAACACUCUGCAUCUCAAGACAUAAUCAACAAGCUAUUCUCUGGAGCUAUAUCAGGACAAGACUCGCUAUUAGAUAAGGUAAUUGUCGAAGUUAGCCAAGAUUUGCUUAAUGAUAUCCCAGCGAACGAUCCGCGAUGGUUGGGCGAGAAUCAAGUUGGAUUGGGAAGUUCAUACGCGAUGCAAGUGUUACAACAACUCGAGGAUAAGCAAAAAGCGCAUAUACUGUUCAUAAAAUUCUUAAAAGAAUCUGGUUUGUGGAAGAAGAUGUCUUCAGUUACGAUUAGGCAUGGCGCUAUGGCUACAGCCUAUGUCCUAGGAGAACAUUCAGAAAAGAUUGUAGCGGCUGUCGCAAUGAAAACAAUUCCUUACGAAGGAAUUCUAAAGAAGGCCAUCGAAAAUGUCGCAAGAACAAUACCCAUCAAUUCGGAUAGCGGCUUGACCAGUCAAGAUGUUUUCUAUCGCCAAGUAACAAACAUCUACAAGGUUGCUCAAGAGGUGACCAACAUAUGCGACGAAGCCGCUCACUCCGACAUGAAUCCUAUAGAAGUCGCCAAAUUAUUAAACGAAGCCAACAGCGUACUACUAAAUUUCUUUAAAGAAGUUACGCAAUACCGUCAAAGUCACGCCGAUCAUUUCAGUACGGAAGAUUUCGUUUCUAAUCAGAAUCUGGAUUAUCUUCCUUGGACUUGUGCUACCGGCUCUGAAGGUCUUAUGGAUACUUUAAAUCUUCAGCAAAAUGUAACAUUAAAUUACGGCGUUAAAGUUACGACGGAUUACAACUUGAGGAACACACUAUACGAUCAACUUGUGUCCUUGAUCGAUUACAUUUUGGAUGGAAGGAAAAGUCAUAUUGAAAGUCUGAAAGGGACAAGCAGAGAAAAUAUUGUAAUUAAGCAAUACCAAACUGAUAGGAAGAAAUUGAUAGAUCCGUUAGUUCAAGAUAAUCAGUGGGAAGGAGCGGCGUUAUUGGCUGAAAAGUAUUUGGACUUUGAAAGCUUAGUGUUGAUAUGCGAUAAGACGGACAAUCAAAGCCGAUUGGAUGAAUAUAUGGAUCGAUUCGGAGAGGACGGUUUCUCCGAGUUUGUGUACUCUUGGUACUUGCAAGAGAAUAAGCAGGGCAAGCUGAUCGAUAUGUGCAAGAAAAAAGAAUUGACCAACAGAAAUUCGCAGCAGCUGAAGAAGUUCCUCAACCAGCAUCCAUCGCUGUCUUGGAUACAAAAUGCUUUUGACAGGAAGUUCGAUGAUGCUGCUGAUACUCUGGUUAAUCUAGCCGUUGUGGAGAACGAAUCUUUGACUCGUCAGAAGACGAUGCUCAGCAUGGCUAAAUUAGCUAAACUAGCGUCUGGACGGAAACAUGAUGAAACUUUAAUUGCAAUCAACGAAAAUCUGGAAUUGAUUAAUUAUCAAGAAGAAUUGCCCGAUUACGUGCUCCAGCAAUUCGGUUACGACACGAUCAGACCACGAGUGAUAUCGCCUAAAGAAAUGAUUAAUUUGUACACUUGUCAAGAGUACAGGGAUGCCGCGGAGCUGGAGUUUAAGAAAGCUUUAGAUCUUUUGGCUUAUAUAGAGGAUCCUGAAUUGAGGAACGAUCUGGCGUUGAAGGUUUGGUGCGGCGCUAUUCUAAGGGAUUCCUGGGACGAAACUGAUUUGGAUUGCCCGAUGGAGAUUCUGCAGCACAAAUUGAUGUUCAAAACGGCGGAUCUGGCACUCGUCUUAGGUUCAGAUCCACAGAACUUACUGCCGCCGCUUGAUAUGUUGAUAGAUGAUCCUAGUUUAGUGAACUUGAAGAAUAACAAAAAUUUCCAAUUCCUUAUUAAGGCUGGAUACGAAUUGAUAAAUAGAAUUAUGAUUAAAAUGUAA